AUGCCCACCCUCUCUCAAAUAUGUGAAGUCUUUUGGGGCCUCGUCGGUCCUUGGAUUUUUAUGUCCAAGUCCUUCUACUACCUGCCCCCUACCAUCUUCGGCCUCAUCCGCUCCGCCGACUUCGCCACCCUUCUGUCCCCUUCCCGCCUCCAGGACGUCUGGUUCUCUGCCUUCUGGGCCUGGUGGGGCCCCCGAAUUCGCGUCGGCAACUCGGACCGCAUUGUCGCUCUCCUCGAGGGCCGCGUCACGGGUGGCAGUGCCGUCGAGGACCCUGUCCACUCGCCUGUCGGUGGCGUCGUGCUGGAGAUCGGCCCCGGGUCGGGGUUAUGGGUGAACCUCUUUUCCAAAGGCGGCAAGAAGUCUGAAGCAUCCCAGGGCGCCGUGAGGCGCAGGGUCGUUGAGGGCGUGUCAAAGGUGUACGGUGUGGAGCCCAAUUCCGGCGUUCACCCCGUGCUCAGAGAGCGGGUGCUAGAGGCCGGGCUGGAUGGUACCUAUGAGAUCGUUCCCACGGGCAUUGAAUCUCUCUCCGAUCCGACAGCGUGGAAUGGCAAGAUUGAAAAGGGCAGCGUCGACUGCAUCGUCUCCAUCCUCUGUCUGUGUAGCAUCCCCGAGCCCGAGAAGAACAUUCCAGAGCUGUAUUCGUACCUGAAGAAGGGCGGAAGGUGGUACCUGUUUGAGCACGUCAAGGCGACGCAUAGCCGGCCCAUUCAGCUUUACCAACGUUUCGUCAACCUCGUUUGGCCUCGUGCCCUGAAUGGUUGCCAGCUGUGUCGCGACACCGGAAAGACGCUGAGAUCUGCAGGGCCCUGGGCUAAAAUCGAUGUCUCGCAUCCGCCCGACGAACCGUGGUACCAAAUAGUUCCGCACAUUUUUGGGACCUUCACCAAGUGA
Colletotrichum graminicola M1.001 is the source of this 891-nucleotide messenger RNA. RefSeq names its product methyltransferase domain-containing protein. The transcript is spliced from 2 exons. NCBI's taxonomy places the organism in Eukaryota, Fungi, Ascomycota, Sordariomycetes, Glomerellales, Glomerellaceae. The record is from RefSeq and is a predicted model, not a curated record. The coding region runs from base 1 to 891 and encodes 296 amino acids.